AAAUGGGGCGAUGCUGGAGCCGCCUAGGGCGACGGGAAGACAAGCCCGCCACGCGCCAAUCGGUCCUGGCUGCGAGCGGGUCAAGGUCAGCCCGGGCCCGCAGCGUUGUCCGCAGCAACCAACAACUCGGGGUCGCCUGGGCAACUGCCGCCCGGGAAGCUCUCUAUUGGCUGCAGCGGGCGCCUGUUCGCCAUGCAUCGCAUCCGAUAGGUCAAUGCACCGGAGGGUCCGCCUACACCCCCUGGCCGCGCUCCCGAUGCAGCCCUCGCAGUCCCGGCCUCGGUGUCCGCGAGUGCAGAGUGGAAGUAACCAUGAGGCGUCCCUGCGAGGGGCCUGGAAGGAAGGAAGAGCUGGAGGAAGGGGCGGCGGCCGCCGUUGGGCGUCUGCAGGGGGUCCUGGAGGCCCAGAAGGGUUCGGACGCGGAUUCGAACUCCGACCAAGAGAAAGAAGGCACCCAUAAGCUUGGAGAACUGGGCAAGGACACCCUCUACCCGAGGUCUUGCUGGGCCCACAGCGUCGUGCCUGCUUCCUGCUUUCUGUGCCAAGGGAGCACCCCAGAGCUCAACCUGCAGCACCGUGGCCUGGGGCCCCAGAGAAGCAGGGCUCUGGCUUCUGUGUUGACCUACAAUCCCUACAUCAAGCGGCUGGAACUUCGGGACAGCGGGCUCUGUGGGGCUGGCACGGAGGCCCUGGCAGGUGCCCUGAGCAAAAGCAGUAUCUGUGAUGUGGACCUGUCGGAGAACCAGCUGGGAGCAGUGGGAACCCGGGCUGUCUGUGCUGCCCUGGCGGUGAACCCGGCUGUGCAGAAGGCACAGCUGGCAGGGAAUGGCCUGGAGGAACAGGUGGCCCAGUACCUUACCGAACUCCUGCUGGUCCACACAGGCCUGAAACCCCUGGACCUGAGCUAUAACCAGCUGAAUGACCAAGCAGGGGAGAUGCUUGGACCAGCCCUGGCAGAAAACACAGGAUUUACUGAGCUUAACAUAAGCUGGAAUCAUCUGUGAGGACCAGGAACUGUAGCCUUCGCUAGGGGACUGGAGGCAAACAUCUUCCUGAAGGUCUUGGACAUCUCGUAUAAUGGCUGUGGGGAUCCUGGAGCCUCCACACUGGGGGAGGGGCUCAAGACCAACAACAUGUUGGAGGUCUACCUGAGCAACAACCGCAUCUCUGCAGUGGGAGCCCUGAGCCUGGGCCUGCAGGUCAACCAGACACUGAGGAUUCCUGUUGUGUCCAGGAAUCCCAUGCGAAGUGAAGCCUGCUUUGGUGUUCUCAAGUCUGCCUGGGCUAAUCCACUGUCUGCCCUAGAGCUGCUGGAUUUUUCUGAUAUCCAUGUGAACAGAGAGUUUGAUGACCUCACCAGCGCAGUGAAGGUCAUUCUUCCAGGGCUUUGCAUAAAGACGGCUGCCCACAGAGUGGAGUACAAAAAAGAAUUCCUACCCAUCUUCAGACCGUCUGAAUGA
Messenger RNA from Kogia breviceps (pygmy sperm whale), 1460 nucleotides. RefSeq names its product leucine rich repeat containing 74B (gene LRRC74B). NCBI's taxonomy places the organism in Eukaryota, Metazoa, Chordata, Mammalia, Artiodactyla, Physeteridae. Gene Ontology annotation, molecular function: protein binding. The record is from RefSeq and is a predicted model, not a curated record.